Bombina bombina (fire-bellied toad) is the source of this 1308-nucleotide messenger RNA. RefSeq names its product GATA zinc finger domain-containing protein 14-like. The record is from RefSeq and is a predicted model, not a curated record. The coding region runs from base 1 to 1308 and encodes 435 amino acids. Lineage: Eukaryota; Metazoa; Chordata; Amphibia; Anura; Bombinatoridae. The transcript has a single exon.
AUGUUACAGAAAUAUAUUGAUAAAAAACAAGUACCACGGGGUUUGAGAUUAUUUAAAAGUUGUUCUGUUAAAGAUAAUUCUGAUCUUUUAAAUAAGUGGGAAGAGGCCCUUAGUGAUUGCUCACAUAUUCUUAUGAAAAUACUCAUCUCUCAUAGGAAAACAUUAAUAGAACAGACCACUAAGGAAAUUGAGAAUAUACAAAUGAGUUUAGAGAAGUUCAAAAAUUCACAAUUAUAUGAUGAGCUCAAUGAUAUGGUUUUAAAAAAGACGGAUUCAUAUCAAAAGGACCUGAUUAAUGUCAAAAAUAGGAAAAUAAUCAGAGAUGAAGAAGACUACUUAAAAGGAGAAGUAUAUAGUUUUAAUAAAAAGAAAAUUAAUCAAUGUUCAGGACAAAUACCCCAAGAUCCUUCUCCUGAUGAUCAGACUAUAUCCACUAAUUCGAGUAAUGGUUGGACUUUAGUAUCCCAUCACAAAAAAAAGAGGAGAAAUAAAAAUAAAAAUAAAAAUCAAAGUACCAAUAAUUAUUCAAAUAAUAAUCCUGAUCCUUUAGAAUUGAGAUAUUCAGAUCAUUCCAAUGGAUAUGAUCAACAGAAUAUAUGUCACCAUGAGGAUCAUAGUAAUGAAAGAUUUUCACAGUUUAAAGAUAAUGAUUUCCGCCCUAGACACCAGACUUCAAAUAACCACUACAGAAGACCUAAAGACAACUCUUCUUAUGAGAAUUUCAGCUCAUAUACAAAUAAGGUUCGUGAAUACACUACACAAAGGACCCCUGGACAUACACCUCACUAUAGAGAAUCAAGAUCUAGGGGUGACAAUUAUCAAAAUAAUCAUUGUGAUUAUGGUAGAAGACAUGAACAUAAUCAUAAUUAUCAACAGUAUGAUAGGAGAUAUGAACAUAAUUCUAACCACCAACAGCAUGAUAGGAGACCUUCCUAUAAUUAUGAAAGAUCGAAUAGACCAACCACCACUGUAGGUGGUCAACAAUCAGGUUUGAUUAAUCAAGGCGGCCAACAUCCCAAUAUAGCUAAUCAAGAAGGGGGCCUAAGAAUCCCUACCAGAGACAACGAAAAUCAUCAUUUCAAUCAGGGUGCCCCAUCUAAUUUGAAUAAUAGACAAUUGAACACAAAUUCACCCAAUCAUUUUUUAGAACAGGGACCACGCAUGCCAUCAUGGAAACAGAAGAGUAUAUCCAGUUACCUAGAGCCUGUGGUGUCUCUCAUAACCCCCCAAAAAGGGAAAAGACCUCACGGUCAAGAGGACACAGAGGACGGGGAACAGCCCUCAAAGAGGCAAAACUACAGGCACUGA